ACCACAGAGGCUGAAGUGUCAGAGUGAAUAUAUGAAGUGUGGCCAAUUUGAAGCAUUAAAGAUAUAAAAUCUGUAUCGUGUUUAAAUGGCAGAAAAUACUGGCCAAUGUUAUGAUAAACGCCCCUCCCUGCCUCACAUACGUGUGACCACUUCAGUCGGAUUGCUUGCCAGCUGUUUAUUUGCACUGCUCCUCCUGCUGGAAAGGGCGGGGCUCACAUGGCACAUUAGCUUCAAAUGUCAGUAAGCCACUCGCCUGAGCUGCAGAACAGACCUCUCCCACGAGUGCCAUGUUUGCAACAUUUUUUUUAAAACCCCGGAGUCUAUUACUUAUCAUCUGUGGACUUCCCACUAUCUGAGUGGGACUGAACUUUAUUUCUUUAAAGUGAAGAACCAACCAUCUGCUGGAGAACAUCUGGAUCUCCGUGUGUCCUGUGAUCGGAAUGGACCAGCAGAAGGAGCUGCGUGCCGGUUGCUUGGUGUCAGGAGUACGCACACCACCUGUCCGCAGAAACAGCAAACUGGCCUCAUUCGGACGCAUCUUUAAGCCGUGGAAAUGGAGGAAAAAGAAAAACGAGAAGCUGAAGCCCUCGGGACAGAUGGUGGAGAAGAAGGCAGCUGCACCAAUGAGAAGAGGGGAACCGCUCGUGAGAAACACAGAAGAAAUGGAGACAGAGUCAGAUCAGGCCUGUGGAGGUAACAGUGAAGAUCCAGACACUCCCACUCAGUCCGAUGACGAGGGCAAAGACGAGGAGCAUGUGACCUUGCCCAGCACCACUGAAGACCUCAGCAGUGACUUAGAAGCAUCAGCAGUGCAAACUGAUUUGAUGGACAACUCAAAGCCAGGGUUGGACAACAGCCAGAGUCACGGUGGAGGAGACAACAGUACCUCAGUGAGUGAGUCCAGUGAGGAGACACAGGCUGUGGAAGGGAGAAGGUCAGGGACGGAGCCUCAGCCUCAGCCUCAGCCUCAGCCACAGCCUGUGACCAGGCGAGCCAGCACCCCUCCUCCACCCAACAUGCCUGUCAAACUGCUGCCCAGACUGGGAAGCCUGGACUGUGCCCCCCCAGUGCCCGUGAAGAAGUCUCCAGCCACUUUACCUAGAAAUUUCUCUCUGCCUAAAGACCCUCAUGGCUCCCUUUUAAGAGGCAGGAUGUCCACACCUACAGGGUCCCCUCACCUUGGAACACUGCACCAUCAACUGCCACCUAGCUGUAUCAUUGAGGAAUUGCACCGAGCCUUGGCAACCAAACACAGGCAGGAGAGUUUCCAGUUGAAGGAAGCACGUUCGUCGCCACAGCGGCGGUUUGAUGGCCGCCUAUCGCGCAUGUCUAGCACAGAGAGGGAGCCAGGUGUUGAGCCUGCGUGCAAAAAAGAAUCUGAUGAGAACAAGGAAAAUGUGCGUCUAGACCAGUCUGUGGGCGACCAGGAGAGCUGGAACGAGUCUGCGAUGUCUGGAACUCUGCCUCGCAGAAUGAAAAAGGAGCUUCUGGCCGUGAAGCUGAGGAACCGGCCCAGCAAGCAGGAGCUGGAGGACCGCAAUAUUUUCCCUGUCCGAAGUGACCAGGAGCGGCAGGAAAUCCGUCAGCAGAUUGAGAUAAGGCUGGCCAAGAGACUGAGUCAGAGGCCGGCGGUGGAGGAGCUGGAGAGCCGCAACAUCCUGAAGCAAAGAAAUGACCAAACAGAACAAGAGGAGAGGAGGGAAAUUAAGCAGCGGCUCAACAGAAAGCUGAACCAGCGGCCCACAGUGGAUGAGCUGCGGGACAGAAAAAUCCUGAUUCGUUUCAGUGACUACGUGGAAGUGGCCAAAGCCCAGGAUUAUGACAGAAGAGCAGACAAACCCUGGACAAGACUUUCUGCUGCGGACAAGGCAGCGAUACGGAAAGAGCUGAACGAGUUUAAAAGUAAUGAGAUGGAAGUUCACUCACUGAGCAAACAUUUGACCAGGUUCCAUCGGCCUUAGGGAGAUUUCUUCUGUGAAGACUUGCUAUAACCUGGUUCUUCCAUCUCGUGCCCUGGACCACAAGUUUUCUGAUGGUGGAUUCCCGGUGAACCUCGGAGGCUGUGUCUCUUGACACUGGGCUGCAAAUGGACAGUGAAUGCAUGCAGCAAUCUCCACUCGUGCUCAAAGGAACUCCUCCUGUACUCCCUCUCCACCUUGUCAGGUGAAGAAUGCAGGAUUAGCCAUGAUCAAGACCAGGUUGUGUUUUUUGUAAACAGACUUUUCUAAUGCCAUGCAGGAUGAUUUGUGCAUGUCACUGAGUCAAAAAGUCUUGCUCCAGUAUCAGUCGCCAUGUUCCUGAGCUGUAUGUUUCUCUGUGACUCUCUCUGACUGAAGGGUUUCAUAUGGAUAUUGUACAUGUUCUUCAGCAAGAACCGGACCUGUGAUUCAGACGGAAAUCCCUUUGUAAGAAUUAUUUAUUGUCUGCACAAUACAGGUUUUUGGAUUUGUAACAAA
Messenger RNA from Cynoglossus semilaevis (tongue sole), 2456 nucleotides. It is a transcript of the gene phactr3b, whose product is annotated as phosphatase and actin regulator 3b. Gene Ontology annotation, molecular function: actin binding. Bases 441 to 1961 code for a protein of 506 amino acids. The transcript is spliced from 13 exons. Gene Ontology annotation, biological process: actin cytoskeleton organization. NCBI's taxonomy places the organism in Eukaryota, Metazoa, Chordata, Actinopteri, Pleuronectiformes, Cynoglossidae. The record is from RefSeq and is a predicted model, not a curated record.